Messenger RNA from Didymodactylos carnosus, 1497 nucleotides. The record is from the annotation of a GenBank genome assembly. NCBI's taxonomy places the organism in Eukaryota, Metazoa, Rotifera, Eurotatoria, Philodinida, Philodinidae.
AUGAGCGGGUGCUUGUUCAAACUGCCUGGCGUUGCCGACAGACCUUCACUGUAUCAAUCAACAGCUGUGAAAUGGAAAAAAGCCGAAAAUCAGGUAUUGAAUGAAGCAACAUCAACAACAGCACAACAACAAGAUUCAAACGUUAAUAAAAGUGGUCUAGUGAAGAAAAGACUUAGUCGAUUUAGUGCACAAUUUCAAUCAAUUAAUUUAAAUAGACAUGAUAAACACCGAUCAAGUUUACCAUUGAGUAACGACAAUGAAGUUAAAAAAUUACGUACGAAAAAGAGUAUAUCUUCCGAAUUCGAUAAUUCAAAAGUACCUUUGAACAAACUGAAAGUAAUUAGCAAGAAGAAACUUUUUAAAAAUGGUAUUUCCGGUGCUCGUUGCGCAUUGAUUACGAUCGGUGCAAUUUUUGGCGCGUGUGUAUUGGCGCUGAUUUUAGCACUAGUUCUUACUCUCUCAAAAAGUAGCAGUGGGGGCGCUUCAAGCAUUUCUUCCGAUUCAACAACAAUAAACAAUAAUUUAACGACGGCAGCACCGUUCACCGGUAACCCAUGUGGCACACUAUGGAACCCAAAUGGCACCACUGUUGCUGGAAUAACUCGCACGUAUGGUACAUCAUCAAGUCUGUUGCGUUACCCUAGUGGUAUUUUUAUAGAUAAAAAUGAUAUAAUGUACAUAGCUGAUACAUGGAAUAAUCGAAUACAAAAAUGGGUCAUAGGCGCUUCCAGUGGUACGACAGUAGCAGGCGAUACUACAGGGGCCAACGGCUCAGCGCUGAAUACGCUAUCAUUACCUUAUGGCGUUUUUGUUGAUCAAAGUCAAAAUGUCUAUGUUGCUGAUACUGGAAAUUAUCGUAUAAUGUAUUGGGGGAAUGGAAUGUCGACUGGUAGUAUGGUAGCGGGAACAGGUGCGUAUGGUAAUGGAUCAAAUGAAUUAGGAGGCUGUGAGGGUAUCUAUGUUGAUUCAUCUGGUACUAUGUAUAUAACUGAUUUCAACAACCAUCGUGUCGUGAAGUGGACAGCCGGAGCUGCAACUGGUUCAGUAGCUGCCGGUGGUAAUGGUAUAAGUAAUACCACAACACAAUUAGGUUUUCCGUGGGGUAUUGCUGUUGAUACAACUAAUAGCGCCAUGUACAUAGCCAAUUGGGGUCUUUAUUCGAUUUCAAAAUGGUCAUUUGGAGCUACAAGUGGAAGUACUUAUGCUGGAACAGCAGGUAUAGCUGGAUCAACUGCCACAACGUUAUUGAAUCCAGCUAAUAUUAUUCUCGAUUCCUAUAAUAACUUAUAUGUAGCUGAUGCAUAUAAUAUGCGUAUACAAAUGUUCUGUGCAAGUUCCCCAACACAAGGGGUAACCAUAGCUGGUAUCAAUCAACAGCAAGGCUAUACAAGUCUAAAAUUAAGUAUGCCCUAUGGUCUUGCUCUUGAUAGCGGGUAUAAUCUAUACGUUGCCGAUACAAUGAAUCAUCGAAUACAAAAAUUCUCCAAAGCAUCCUAA